Messenger RNA from Salpingoeca rosetta, 3609 nucleotides. RefSeq lists its product as uncharacterized. The coding region runs from base 118 to 3609 and encodes 1163 amino acids. NCBI's taxonomy places the organism in Eukaryota, Choanoflagellata, Craspedida, Salpingoecidae. The record is from RefSeq and is a predicted model, not a curated record. The transcript has 11 exons.
CGAUGGCGAAAAGUGGUGCAUGUCUUCCAUGAAUCGCAACAACUGCUGCCUGCGAGCAAAGGAUAAGAAGAAGCCGUUUCUCUGUCGUUCAUCCCUUCAUCCAGCCAGAAGAGAACGAUGGCGCUGCGAGCUGCGGUUCUGCGAGCUGCGGCCGUGGCAGCGAGCUGUAUGGUGAUGGUUGGUAUAGCGAGCAUGUACAUCGCGGUUCAGGGCGCUGAAGCCGCAGCUGCACGGGUUGAGGGUGCGCUUGGGCUGAUGCACGAGCGCGUCGGGUUCGUCCUGUAUGAUUUGGAUGACCGCCGACACAUCCCUCACGCGCUGCUGGCGGCACGCUCUCUGUGGACGGCUGGCGGCCUACGAGACCCGCAGACCGUGAUAGUGACGACGUGCGCCGCGCCAGACCCACUUUCCCUGCCCAGCCAUGACGAGGAGGCCCUGUGGUACGAGACGCAGUGGCAGGCGCAUCGCAGGAGCGUUGUCUUCAAGCACGUGCUCAACGGCACCAAGUCAACGCAGCGGCUGCGGCAGAGCCACAUGAUGCGUGUUUCAGAGGCCUUCCGGUUCCUGCCACGGCAGGUGCGCAUCGCGGUUGUCCUUGACGCUGGCGUGUACGCCGGUGCGCCACUCUCAGAAAUGAUGACUUGGCUGCAGCGAGCCGUCCAAGUCGCUGCAGCACGAUCGGAGGAAGGCAGUACAACAAACUCGUUCCUUAUGGCACGGCCAGCUGAGGGCGGUGAUGGCUGGUCGACGGGGAUCACUGUGAUCAAUCGCAAGCUGUCCACGUCUUGCCUGCUUGCAUGCCAGCUUUCCCGGGACAUGCAAGGCAGCAGCGAGAACACACCCCAGCACCAAUCAAGCCUAAAUGCACACACAGUUCACUUCCCUCAGCCAGCGUGCUCCCCUGUAUCCCUCGCCCCGGAAAUGUAUAGCGAGCUAAGCCGGUUUCAUCUCCUCCUCAAGCACCGCUCCCCCUUUGUGCGCAUCUUCACGAACAGCCGCACCACAAACGAAAAAGAGAAGGGUGGCCUGUACGUUUCACGCGCCGAGCACGAUCGCUACGUGGGCAGCACGCUCGGCCUUGGUGCUGACUUUGUCGCCGCAUCCUAUCGGACACGCGAAGGAUGCCGAGGCGAUGGCGUGCAAUGGGAGGACGACGAUGCCGCCACAGCUGCGACGACCUCAAACAAGCUCGAGCAACAUGAAACCCGGCAACAAGAACAGGUGUCUGGGCCGGCGCCGCCACAGGUGCCACACAUUGCACUCGGUGGCUUUGCAAAGUGCGCCACAACCACGCUCUAUGAAUGGCUCAUCAAGCACCCCAACAUCAUGGAGCCAUGGACCAAGGAGCCAAACUUUGACUUUGCUUCGUAUGAGACGGCGGUCGGGAGGGCGUAUCUGGACCAGCUACUGUAUGGCCAACGCCACGGCACAGAGCCCACCACAGGCCCAAAUGGCACUCCAAUGUACGCUGCGCAUCCUGUCCUGCAGCAGGUGGAGCGGUUCCUUGGGAUACCAUCCUAUGGCAAGUGGGAGGAGGUGCUGCAGCGCAUUACCAGACACAACGUGAACCGGCAUAGCAAGGAGCUGUUGUCACCUGAGAUGAAGAAGGAAGUGGAUGCGUUCUAUCAUAUUCACAACCAGUGCAGCGUGUGCGGGUCGGACAUUGAUGGCCCGCAUGAUGGCGUGACAUGCGCUCAGGGACACGGUACCUGCAAGGACUGCAUUGAAGUGCAGGUGACAUCGGCCAUCAAUGACCCAAACAACCAGUACGCCCUGACGGAGAACGGCGCCCUGAAAUGCUCCACCUGCAACCAGGGCAUCUCAGACGUGCCUGUGGUCCGCCUCAUCUCCUCCCAACUCGCUGCUCGCUUCCUCGACACCAGGCGCGACAUCGCUCGUCGCGAGGGGCGCGUGGAGGCAGAGCAACACAACCGCAGACAUGGCAGCCACCCACGUCGAGCAGCUGAAGCCGACGCUCAUCACGAGGACGAGCACAACGUGCGCCUGCUUCGUUUGGACGUCAUCAACGACGUGCUGACGCUGGCCUGCCCACACUGCCACACGGCAUUUUUCGAUUUUGACGGCUGCUGUGCGCUCCAGUGCAAGCAGGCACAUUGCAAUCAGCACUUCUGUGCGCUCUGCUGUUCUGCGCACGAGUCGGAGCACGACUGCCACACCCACGUCAAAAUGUGUCCUUUCAGCUACAACGCCAACCGCUUCUUUGCACGGCCAGAGCAGAUUCAAAAGUCACAGAACGACCUCCGCCUUUGCCGCCUCGUUCUGUUUCUCGUGAAUAACCCCAUCAGCCCCGUCAUCGCUCACCAACUCGCCCAAAGCCUCGAUCGUGAGCUGCAGGACCUGGGCAUCCGCGCCCAAGUGCAAUCCAUUGUGAGCCGGCUGCAACAGGUGCGGGCGGCGCUGCGUGCUGCUGGCGGUGCAGAAGCUCCGCUCCCCGCUGUCCGUCGCGUCGUCAUGCAAUUCCGUGAUCUCCCGCCGCUGCCUCCACCACACGCCGCCCCACGCCGCAGGCAACAGCAGCAGCGAGAAGCGCACCGCGUUGACGUGGCACAACCACAGGCAGCGCCAAGGCGGAGGCGAGUCGAGCGGCGACAACACAACAUGGCCGAACGGCGUCCGGAAGUGGGGCAACACUUUGCACAAUACUUUGCAGGGCUUGGGCAGCGCGCACAGCAACAUCGCGGACGGGAACGGCGAGAAGAGCGACGACACCACGUGUUGGAAAGGCGACCAUCACCGCCACCACCACCAUCGCCACCAUCACCAGUUCACCGAAUCCAAUUUCCAGAGUAUCCGCCACUGCGACUGCCGCGACAACGCCGACACCACCGCCAACAACAACAACAACAACAACAACAACAACAACAACAACGACAACAACAACGUGAUGUUGUACGCAUCGGCAAGCAAGUGGGCCUGUAUGUCGCGCUGCUUGUGCAGUACGCCUUGCAGCUCAACACGCUUGGAUUUGGUCACACGUCCAACACCUUCCUGUGCAUCGUGACUGGCGCGCUGGUGUACUUCACCACCACGCACCCAACAACCCUCGCCAUUGCUCGCGGCCACCACAAUGACAACGACGACGGCGACGACAACAACGGCAAUGAUCAGCAACAGCCCGGACCAGCCCCAGUGCCCCCAGGCGCUGUUGUCAUCUCUGUUGCCGUGUUCAUCUACUCGCUGGUUGUGCUUGGCGUGUCUGGAAGCGUGUGGACAACCAUGGCUGCCACGCUGCUGUUUGCUGUUGUGCUUGCAGCCACACACUGGCCACCAGCCACCGUUGCUGUCCAGGCACUGCUGCUGCACAAGCUGAUCACGGGCAUCUUCGCGCCAACAUCGGGCGCCCACGGUCUCGUGUACGUUCUCCUCCUCGACCUUCCCUUUGAAGCCAUCACCGCAGUCGUCACCAUCGCCGUCAGCGUCAGUGCGCAUGCGCACAACCCGGCCUUUGCAGACUGGUUUGGGCGCGCCUCUAUCACCCGCGACAUCAUGUGCGUGUGUGCACUCCUUGUGCUUGGUCAGCUCCCUCUCAGCGCGUCCCUUCCGCUCUGCAUCGCACUCGUCGCUAUUGCCCCUCUCGCCGUUCGAUAG